CUGAACGCCUCCAGAAGGUGGUGGAAACCGCUGGGAAUCCAUCCACGCGAUUCUCCGGCCGGCACCGAUCGAUUCAUUGAAAAGUACAAAAGGCGUUUCUUCAAUCAUCAUCUACUCGCUUUCGAUCAAAAACCCUAUUUUGAGCUGCAUCCCUAUUUUUUUGAUUGAUCCAUGGCGCUCAAUCCCCAGCUUUUCCCCAACGGGAUGCCCGUACCUUUCAUCAACGAACUGUUCGUCUUAGCCAGAGACGGCGUCGAAUUCGAGGUCGAUAAGAUCCCUGGACCCAACCUAGGACGUGUGAAGGCUAAGGGAACGAUCUACCUCUCGAACAUCCGCAUGGUCUUUGUUGCGAAGAAACCUGUUGGUGAUUUCUUUGCAUUUGAUAUGCCAUUGCUUUAUGUUUCUGAUGAGAAAUUUCACCAACCAAUAUUCCAUUGCAACAAUAUCUCUGCAUCUGUGGAACCGGUUGUGCCAGAAAAUGAAAAUGGGGCUCUGUAUUCCACACACACUAUCAAGAUCCUAUUUAAGGAAGGUGGUUGUGGGACUUUUGUGCCCUUAUUUUUCAACCUGAUAAACUCGGUGAGAGAAUACCAUCGACAACAAACUGCUUCAAUGGCUCAGCCACGAAUGGAUCCUUUGCAAGCGGCACAAACCCCUGUUGAUGACAUGAUGAGACGCGCCUAUGUGGACCCAAAUGAUCCCACAAAGAUCUUCCUGCAGCAGCCCACUUCUGAGUCUCAGCUCCGGCGGCGCACUUACCAUCCACAUUCUGCUGAACACUCCACUUGAGAUGCCCACUGGCGGGGCGGACAUUACACAAUGCGUGAGUAGUACUACCAGUACAUAUUAUUUUUAUGGUUCGUUUUCGGGUUCAAUAAUGCUCCUUAGUAAAUCGACCUUGGGAUCCCUAAGAACCUCCUGUGUGUAUGCUGAGAUGAAGUUUCUGCAUUCUGUUUGAGCUCCCUCUUUCAAAUUGUAUGGUAUUUAAAACUGUAUGAAGGUUUUCAUUGCUAUAACAAAUCACAUGUAUGGGGUAUCUCUACCUACAUUCAUUAAGAGCCUGUUCCCUACAUUCAUGUCUUAAGAGUUAGGCACAGGUGACCCAUACUUGAAUGUAAACAAGCAUACAUGAAUGUAACAAAAGAAUUAUUACAAAAAAAGAAAGUUUGUGAUUUUUAUUAAUCAAACGUGAAUUAAUAUGAGAGGAGGGCAAUAUUAAAACUCUAAGCCAUUU
This is a messenger RNA of Cuscuta campestris, 1234 nucleotides long. The record is from the annotation of a GenBank genome assembly. NCBI's taxonomy places the organism in Eukaryota, Viridiplantae, Streptophyta, Magnoliopsida, Solanales, Convolvulaceae.